Strigops habroptila (Kakapo) is the source of this 641-nucleotide messenger RNA. RefSeq names its product vesicle-associated membrane protein 5-like. Gene Ontology annotation, cellular component: plasma membrane. The record is from RefSeq and is a predicted model, not a curated record. The coding region runs from base 163 to 513 and encodes 116 amino acids. Gene Ontology annotation, biological process: Golgi to plasma membrane protein transport. NCBI's taxonomy places the organism in Eukaryota, Metazoa, Chordata, Aves, Psittaciformes, Psittacidae. The transcript has 3 exons.
UCCCGCGGAGGGUUGCGGACACGGGGGUCCCGCUGCGGACACACACACACGGUGCCGGUCCGUGCCCCGGGGGGGCGGUCCCGGUCCCUCCCGCGCCGGGGGCGGGACGGGCCCGGGCGCUCCGGGACCGGCACCGAGCGGGCACCGACCGGGCACCGGACCAUGGCGGGGCUGUGGCAGUGCCAGCGCGAGGCCGAGGCGGUGGCGGGGCUGAUGCAGCAGAACAUGCUGCGGGCGCUGGAGCGGGACGGGCGCCUGCGGGACCUCGACACGCGCGCUCAGAGCCUGCGCGCCAUGAGCGAGUCGUUCUCCCGCAGCAGCCGCGCGGUGGCGCUGCAGCGGCCGCACCGCUCCCGGCGGCGUUGGGCGGCGGCGGCGGCCGGCACCGGGCUCGUCCUCAUCGUGCUGCUGGUGCUGGUGCUGGUGCUGGUGCUGCGGCGGGACCCGGGCCCGGUACCGGCCCCCCCCGGCGCCACCGGCCCCCCCCCGGCACCCGCGGAGCCCCCGCGGUGACCGCAGCGGAGCGGCCCCGGGGGGACCCCGCCAUGGACGGGAGCAGGAGACCCUACAAUAACAACCAACGGGAGCGGAUCUCGGGGGACCCUGCAGUAAAUAAACACCGGGGACCCCCCAAUAACAAA